Messenger RNA from Fibroporia radiculosa, 1380 nucleotides. RefSeq lists its product as uncharacterized. The transcript is spliced from 5 exons. Bases 1 to 1380 code for a protein of 459 amino acids. NCBI's taxonomy places the organism in Eukaryota, Fungi, Basidiomycota, Agaricomycetes, Polyporales, Fibroporiaceae. Gene Ontology annotation, molecular function: zinc ion binding; sequence-specific DNA binding. Gene Ontology annotation, biological process: regulation of DNA-templated transcription. The record is from RefSeq and is a predicted model, not a curated record.
AUGCCUCUCUAUUUUUCCUAUGAUCGCCCUCAGUUCGCGGGUCCUGUCUCCACCGCCGUCGCUCAACCUCUUCCUCGCAGCCCGACGCCUGUUAGCUCCUACACAUCACUCGACCACGCGCUGGGCACAGAAGGCGCUCGUGACACCAACAACGCCGUUUCCCAACCGCCGACAUCCCAACCCGGCCAACCUCAUCCUUCUCAAAUGGCGUCCGACGGCCGUUACGUCUAUCACGCCCCGCCAGAGGUAACUGGCCAUUACGCGUAUUCUUCCUACUCAACCCCGUCCUACGAGCCACCUCAGCUUUCUCAUACCAUGUCUCGGCCACCUGCUCGAUCUGCUUCUGCGCAGGCCCAUUCUCCUCACGUACCCUCUCAGCCAUAUCCUCCCGCUUACCCCCCUCAGUCGCCAUAUGGGCAUCCAGCCUAUAGCGUUGUCCCAACACCCUCAUGGACCGGCGAAGGCUGGCAUCAAUAUCCACAUACAUUUCCGCCACCCCAUCCUCCAGGUCAGGAUCCUCAUUAUAGUUCUAACGGCGCGAGGCCAGACAUAUCGGCCAGCGACCAUCGACCAUAUCAGCCGGGUCCGUCGAGACCCGAGUCCCAUCGUCCCGAGGAGCGGCCUCGUCCGCCGGAAGCGCCGCCUCAACCUAAAGUACGUAAACCAAGAGAGAGCGAUCCCCCAUCCCCAGUAUCUCCGAGGCCAACAUCCUUGGGCCUCGACUUUCAUAAGUUAACAGAGCAAUAUGGCUUCGUGCUUGACACAUCGCAAGGCUUGCUCAAUGAGGCCUCGUCUACUACUGGAAGGGCAACUAUCGCUCCUGAAUCUAUGGAACGGAUGUCGCAGGCCGCCGCAUUUGGGUUUCAGGCGAUAGACUCUGCCGGGAGGCGUGUUGCACAGGCCGAAGUUCAGCGGACACCCCCCGAGCGCAGCCCUGUGGAGAGCGAGGCCGGUACAUCUCAACAGCCAAGACCACAGCAACAGCAACAACAGCAACAACAACCACAACCGCAGCAGCAGCAGUCGCAGUCGCAACAGCCGCAACAGCCAGACAACAGUCAACCUAAUACGGAGGGGCAGACAUGUCUGGGUUGUAACGCGACCUCAACACCAGAAUGGCGUAGGGGUCCUAUGGGCCCACGCACUCUGUGUAAUGCCUGUGGUCUUGUCUACGCAAAAUUACUUAAGAAACGCAGUCGUGAUCCUGCACGUAUGCGUGGGUCUUUUCCGGGAGGCGCCAAGCUGGGUGCCCAGGGUGCCCACGCCCUUGUCGAUGAUGCUGCAAAUGGCUCCGACGGUGACGGCGGGAGCGACGACGAGGACUCGUACGGCUCGCAAGAGCGGCGCAGUGACAGUGGGUUCCAUGGUGGGAGAGAUUGA